AUGUAGUCCUUCAGAGCCUCUUCAGAUUACAUUUUGAAUUAAAUUCCAUUAUUACCUUCUUAAUAGAUAUAAAAAUUGACUGAAAAAUUAGGGAAUUUAGAAAAUUAUAAGUAAGAAAGUGAUUAUUUUAUAUCAUUUAUUAGUUUAACAAGUGAUAGAGUUGAUAAUUAUAAAGAAUAAUGUGGAAGACCCUUAACAUCUAUGAAAAGGAUUCUUAAAAGAAAUAAAUAGUAUCCUGAUUAAUUAGAUAAUGAAUUAUUUUUAGAUGAAUCAGUAAUUAGUGAAACUGAAGGUAUUUCAAAUGUUUCUAUUAAUUAUAGCUAAAUUAAAUUCUUUAUAUGGAGAAAGCAUUUUUAUUUAAAAGAAUCUAAUAUCAAAUUAAAAAAGCAAUCCUAUAAAAGUAAUAUAAGCAAUAAAGAAAAUGGAUUAAAUUAAAUCUAUUAUCAAUAAUGUUAACGCAAAUAAAUUAAUGAAUAAGUUUAUAAUAUGA
Molecule: messenger RNA, 490 nt
Organism: Paramecium primaurelia
Lineage: Eukaryota; Ciliophora; Oligohymenophorea; Peniculida; Parameciidae
Source: the annotation of a GenBank genome assembly